Messenger RNA from Neospora caninum, 426 nucleotides. RefSeq lists its product as hypothetical. The coding region runs from base 1 to 426 and encodes 141 amino acids. NCBI's taxonomy places the organism in Eukaryota, Apicomplexa, Conoidasida, Eucoccidiorida, Sarcocystidae. The transcript is spliced from 2 exons. The record is from RefSeq and is a predicted model, not a curated record.
AUGGCGGCGUCAACAGUCCCCAUUUCUCAGUGGCCGUCGCUGCUGUACGCGCCACCGACUUCGCCUGCAAAGCCUGCAGUCGAAGCCCUCGCAGAAAUGCAACUUGAUGAUCUCCACUACCCGAGACAAAUGCUCCUCUGCAGAGGCGCGGGGUACUCCUUCGCCCAGUGCAACCGCAUGGCCCAGCCUGACGCGCGGGUAACCCCCGAAAACCCGGCAGAGCAGCUGAUGCAGGAGGAAGCGUAUGCGGCGAUUUCUUGCCUGGCUCAGAGAGAGGGCGGCAAGGACGAGCAAUGCAGAUAUUACAUCGAGCGCAUGUACAAACUCGCCAACAAGGAGAAGCCUCCCGAGUCCGGAAUGCUGAGCAAGGCGGCCACCCUUGCGUGCAAACUCCUCGGCGUCCAACAAAAGAAAAACGACGCAUAG